Heteronotia binoei (common prickly gecko) is the source of this 790-nucleotide messenger RNA. Its product is annotated as pulmonary surfactant-associated protein A-like. Lineage: Eukaryota; Metazoa; Chordata; Lepidosauria; Squamata; Gekkonidae. Gene Ontology annotation, cellular component: multivesicular body; rough endoplasmic reticulum. The transcript is spliced from 4 exons. The record is from RefSeq and is a predicted model, not a curated record. The coding region runs from base 1 to 750 and encodes 249 amino acids.
AUGAGGCUAUUGGACCAACUGCUCUAUGUCGUGGUAGCAAUGGCUGUGUUUUCCCUGCCGUGUCACGGGGAGGACAAGUGUGCAGGGGCUGCAGGGAUCCCUGGGACGCCAGGAGCGAACGGAUUGCCUGGGAGAGAUGGAAGGGAUGGUAUGAAAGGCGACCCAGGACCACCAGGUCCCAUAGGGCCCCCUAAUGGCUUGCCAGGUGCUUCAGGAAGAGAUGGACUGCCUGGCCCAGAAGGGAAAAAAGGGGAGCCAGGCAAGAAGGGAGACAGAGGGGAACCUGGACCACAAGGUCUUCCUGCUUCUCUUGACCCAGAAGUGCAGAAAAUCCUCAGAGAUAUGAAGCAGAAGGUCCUACGUCUCGAAGGAGUCCUUGCUUUAGAAGGAAUGAUAAGGAAAAUUGGAGACAAAAUAUUUGCUACCAAUGGGAAUGAAGUGGAUUUUGAAACCACCCGCCAAACGUGUCAAGAUUCGGGGGGUUCUGUCGCAGCCCCCAGGAACGAGGCAGAGAAUGAAGCUGUUCUAGGUAUUGUGAAAGAGAGAAAUCGAUACGCCUAUCUGGGAGUGAAGGAGGGCUCUGUGCCAGGGGAAUUCCUUUAUUUGGACACGUCGUCUGUGAACUAUACAAACUGGCGUCGCUACGAACCGAAUGGCAAAGGAGCCGAAAACUGCGUGGAGAUGUACACAGACGGCGGGUGGAAUGAUAAAAAGUGCAACCAGUAUCGCCUCACCAUUUGUGAAUUCUAAACAUGCCCCUUCAUCUAUGUAACAAGCCUAAAUUAGUUUA